Messenger RNA from Acaulospora morrowiae, 4068 nucleotides. Lineage: Eukaryota; Fungi; Glomeromycota; Glomeromycetes; Diversisporales; Acaulosporaceae. The record is from the annotation of a GenBank genome assembly.
AUGUCACUCAUAAAAGCGAACGCAGGCGGCAAUUUCAGCCGUAUGCAAUUUCGUCCAAGGAAAAUAGAUAACAAGAAGGGUAUGGUUACUUUUUUAUGGUACGAAGUUGACGAAGAAGCUUUUCCGACAGUUAACAGAGAUAACCCUGAGGUGGUCACCGGAAUUGAAAAGGGGGAGGAUGAAGAACUUCACUUUAAGACCUUGGUGGAAAAGAAGAACAAAAUGAUUGAGAAAAAUGAGGUGCCCAAAGAAGAACGUACAGAACAGGAUGACACAAAACCGGGAAUUCCUUGUCCGGAAACUGGUAACGGUGAUCAGACGAGGAAACCCUACUUUGAGCCAAACUUCAAACAAUCAAAAACGUACAGAAAGUUCUCUACGCCCAUCGAAGAAUGCAUCGGAUGUGAAUAUAACAUGGACGAUGCCGAUGAGAAGUGGUUAGAGGAAUAUAAUUCAAAAGAAGGAAAUGAUCUCAGCGAAGAUAAUUUCGAAGAAAUCAUGGAUUUCUUUGAGAGGAUGGCAAAGAAAAAAUCACACUUAUUGCUUGAGAAGCGACUACCAACGUGGGAGGAUUAUUCAAAACUUCCUGACAAGUUAGUGCCAUAUGCAAAGGAUGCUGAAGUUGUAUAUACUUAUUGGAAGGCGAAGAGGAAUGCGUACAUGACCCGUUAUAAAAAAGCUGGUCCCUUGAUGCACGAGAUAAAGGUUGGUGAUGUGAUAUCAACAAAUUCGAACAAAUGUGAUCGACGAAAGACGGUGGAGACGAAGAAAGAAGAUGAGGAAGACGCAUAUAUAUGUUUCCGCCGUCGUGAACUGAGGCCGGUCAGAAGGACUCGUCGAACCGAGGCUCAAUCUUUUGAUAAAUUGAAGAACAUACGAAUUGACCUUCAGUCUGGAAGAGAGAUCGUGGUUCAAGUUCAAACACGUGAGAAAGUUAAGAAGCAAAAGAUUGAGAUAAACCGAAAGGUGUUUGUCAUGGAGUGCAAGAUCAAAGAUAUGCAAAGGGAGUUGGGAAUCAAGAAACAUUCUCAGAAGAGCAAGAAUCGAAAGUCCUCAACAUCACAAGCCGAAAUUUUUGGACAACCACGGAAAAAUUCUAUCAAGACCACGAAAAAGGAUGGUGAUAUCCAAAUGACUGAUGUUACGGAUUUUCCAUAUCUUUCUGCUUGCAAAAGCACGGCGACCACCUACUACAGAAAAUUACCGUCUUCAGAGAAUGCGUUCAGAAGUCGCUGUGGUCGUGGUGGUCGUAGGCGAUGCUUUCUUGAUCGACUUGAGGUUUUUAGAUUCCGUUGUAUAAAAGAGGAGGCUCAUUGGAAAUUCAAAUAUGAUUCUGAUGAAGAUGAUGCCUUCAGCGAUGAUGACACAUCGUUUAUGGAAUGUGAUGACGAUGAAAUAUACGGAGAUAAGGCGGACAUAAAUGAAAAUUCCAUCAUAUGGCAUCUGCUAACGGAGGAGGAUUUCCAAAAUCUUAGUUCCAUUCUUAAGUCUCCAAAGGACAAGCAAAGUUCGCCCAAGCAGUUGCAUAGGGAUGAAGGUCAUCCCAGUGGAAAUGUUGCUGGCAAUCUUCUGACUCAAACAAGCGCGGAAAGUCGUCUGAAUGCCGAAAACCGGACACCCAUCCAAUCUUCGCAGCCUCGACUAAAUCCUGAUGGUGAGCUACGAGUGGAAAACCAAGCUUCCCGUGACUCGCGCACUGCUAUGGAGAUCGACCAAUGCUCAACGAACAUUUUACCAAGAACCAACAUUGACUUGAGGAAUGUCGAGCAAAGAUCGUCUCGUUCAAAUUUUGAUCCAAACACUAUGAAUCUGCGAAUAAACAAUAUCCAACGUGAUGCCAAUGGCCGUGUGAACACUUCGAGCAUUGAUACGCAAUCCGUGAACAGCCAACGUGCAUUCGUUGAUCCUCGCACAUUCAACGGCGCCAAUAUUCCGAGGGAUCAACAACAAAUAAACGGUAGUCAGACCACCAUUCGAGAUCAACGACUGAAUAUCAGUGCUCAAAUUGCGGCUCGUGGUCAAAACCUAACUUCAGAUUCAAGUAGUGUCAGGGAUACGCUGGCGAAUAGUGUAUCUUUUAAUGGUCGGGAUCAGCGUACGUCCGCCGAUCAGAAUCAGAAUGGCGAUCAAAGGUUAAACUCCGAAUCACCGAGAUCUGGUAUAGAUCCACGUGCAAAUCUCGCUCACAACGGCCAUACUGUUAGAGCUUCGAUCUCGACAAAUCAUCGUGACAAUACAUUACCCUAUCGGCAUAAUGCCUUGAGAAACGGUCGUGUGUCCAAGGAUCCCUCAAUAGCUUCUUUAGCUAACCACAUUGGUCAAGUCUCGAACGUAAGAAGUGGCUCGGUGCUGUCCGGCAACUCGACUAAUUUGGUUUCAUCGAAUAUGCACAUGACAAGUCAAGGGUCUGUUGUCCCAGUUUCAGUAGUUCAAAUUCCCACACAAGUCACAUCAAUGCAGAGAUCAGUCCCUUCGAACGCUCAAAUAAACGGGUCUAGUCUCUCACAGACUGUCGCUAAUCAAAAUUUGAUUUUCAAUGCCACCAGUCAGGCGGUUACGCCGAUAAAUGGUUCCAGACUCUCGCGCACGGGUUCGAAUCCGGGUGCCGGGAUGGUCAUAAACAACGUUGCACAAGUGGUUUCUCCGAUAAACGGCACCUCCCUUACACGUUCUGGCUCCAACCCAGGGGUUGUCAUGGGUAGUACUUUACAGGUCGUCUCGCCGAUAACCGGUGCUACCCUCUCACGUUCGGGUUCAAAUCCAGGGGUCGUCAUGAAUACUGCCCCGGGCAUAGACCCCCGAAGGCUCCAACGUAAUCAUUCAAACCCGCAGAUACUCAUAAACAAUCCUAAUUUAAUGAUCUCAUCUACCAGCAAUGCAUCGCGGACCCCUUCAAAUACUGGAGUCACAAUGGUUGAUCCCGCGGUUGUGCAACAUGCGCAAUCGUCUCCGACGAUGAUGCUAAAUAGCGGCAAUCAAUUAAUCGAUCCUUCCAAGAUCAGCAAUUCGAAUAUAAGUCGAAUGGUGAUGCUGAAUAACACUGCAACUUUUGUGAACGGAGCAUUUCAAUCAUCGACAUCACCAUCUUUUGUGAAUAACGGACAGCUGCAAUCUUCCUCACUGAACCUACAAACAUCACGUCAAAAUCUGGGAACCGGCAACUUUAGCUCAUCUUCAACGGCAACUCCUCAUGAUGCGACAAGAAAGGCCAUCGGAAAUGAACUCAAACCAAAACCAGGCUCCGACCUGCAGCAAAACAUACCUGUUCAGGGUCGCGCCGAUCGGUUGCAAAUGCAGACGAUGCUCGUUUCAAACGCCUCACAGCAGACCCACAACAUCGUCCCGACCGGUGGUUCGGUCAACCUCAGGCAAAAAAAUGUUGCUUCGGGAAACGUUCCUAACUCGGUUGUUAGGCAAGUGAAUAUGGCCGUUGGUCAAAAUGCCACGAUUGUUUCGAACGUCUCGCAACCAUCAUUUUUACCUGUUGCCAGCAAUGUUAACAAUAUGCAGGUAAAUGGUGGUGUAACACCCAUAAUCAGACACCAAUCAAUGAGCGUGAAUUCCAACGCUAGUGUGCCAUCGACAAAUAUGCAACAGAGUGGUGGUUCGACGCCGGUCAUAAGGCAUGCCACUAACCCGACGUUGACGGCACAGUCGGUUCAUCAGCCGGGUGUGGUGAUUAGCAAUAUGGUCAGCCGACCGAACUCCGCGACACGGCAGGCCAACGUCCAACCCACUAUUCAAUCAAAUAUUCGCCUUGGUAAUAAUUAUAUCCUUCCACACGGUGCCGCGGGUCGUCAAAUUAUCUUACCGGCCAGUAGUCAACGUUCCACGACUCCAUCCCUGGUCGGAAGCAAUAUACAGGCAAACGGAGUUCAGAAUUUCAAUGCUAUAAGACAAACGCAUUCUAUCGCAUUUCCAACCAACGCCAGUCAAUUACCGAACAAUGCAACCAUUGCAAACUACCCGCAAUCCAAUCUGACGGUUCAACCCACUUUGACAUCUGCGCAAGCGAAUCGAUCAUCCGUCUCUUCAAUGGAUGUGGAUUCAAGAACAAAUGGCAUCUAA